AUGCUCAGGAGCUUCUGUCUCCAGCUCAUGUCCUUGGUUUGGAUCCUCUUGGCCCAUCACCAGCUUGCCCAAGGUGAUGACUGCAGUGAGCGCUGUAAUCUCGCCCACGGCUGCUGUGACCAGGAUUCCUCCUGCAGGUGCGACCCAGGCUGGGAGGGCGAGUACUGCGAGGAGUGCGUGCGUAUGCCAGGGUGUCUCCAUGGGACAUGCCACCAGCCUUGGCAGUGUAUCUGUCACACCGGCUGGGCUGGCAAGUUCUGUGACAAAGACAUCCACAUCUGUGAACACCAGUCCCCGUGCCAGAAUGGAGCUCAGUGCAUCUACGACCGAGACGGGGAAUAUUCCUGCCUAUGUUCAGAAGGCUUUCAUGGGAAGGACUGUGAGAUGAAGACAGGGCCAUGUGAGAAGGCAGGGUCUCCGUGCAAGAAUGGGGGGCAGUGUCAAGAUGAAAAUGGCUUUGCCAGCAACUUCACCUGCCGGUGCCUCGCUGGCUUUGUGGGGGAUCUCUGUGAGAAUGACGUGGACGACUGCCUGAUGCGUCCCUGUGCCAACGGUGCCACCUGCCACGAUGGGAUCAACCGCUUCUCCUGCCAGUGCCAGGUGGGCUUCGAAGGGCGUUUCUGCACCAUCAACAUCAACGACUGUGCCAGCCAGCCAUGCAAAAACGGGGCAAAGUGCUACGACCGAAUCAACGACUAUGACUGCUUGUGUCCUGACCAUUUCACUGGCAAAACCUGUGAGAUCUCCAUCCCCGAGCCCACCUGGGCUCCCCCCUACCACCCUGUGAACCAUGAGAAUGGCGGGGGUGUGAAAAGCACCACCAGCGAGAUGCCAGGGGUGACGCAGCCGGAGCCUGUCAGGACCGUGGUCACGGGGCGGCGUGUGGCCAACCACAGUGAGAAAGAGCCGGGGGGAGGGUUGUUGAAAAUCUCUGUGAAGGAGGUGGUGACCCAAAGGGACUCGGGGCUGACUGAAGCCCAGCUGGUGACAGUGCUGGUGUUCGGGGUGCUGACGGCCGUGCUGGUCCUCAUCACCGUCCUGCUAAUGCUGAGGAACUGGCAGAGGGGCCGUCAGAGGUCAAACUGGUGCCAAAGCCCUUCACAGGCUGCAAGGAAGCUCCAAGACCAGGAGUGUCAGGUGGGCAUGCUCAACACCGUCCUGAUCGAGCCCAGGAAGACGACAGAGCUGUGA
Charadrius vociferus (killdeer) is the source of this 1191-nucleotide messenger RNA. RefSeq names its product delta-like 2 homolog (Drosophila) (gene DLK2). NCBI's taxonomy places the organism in Eukaryota, Metazoa, Chordata, Aves, Charadriiformes, Charadriidae. The transcript is spliced from 5 exons. The coding region runs from base 1 to 1191 and encodes 396 amino acids. Gene Ontology annotation, molecular function: calcium ion binding. The record is from RefSeq and is a predicted model, not a curated record. Gene Ontology annotation, cellular component: plasma membrane; protein-containing complex. Gene Ontology annotation, biological process: heterophilic cell-cell adhesion; establishment or maintenance of epithelial cell apical/basal polarity.